Molecule: messenger RNA, 903 nt
Organism: Fraxinus pennsylvanica
Lineage: Eukaryota; Viridiplantae; Streptophyta; Magnoliopsida; Lamiales; Oleaceae
Source: the annotation of a GenBank genome assembly
AUGGCGGAGGAUAAGUACAAUCGGAAAAACCCAGCGGUGAAGAGGAUAUUGCAGGAAGUCAGAGAGAUGCAAUCUAAUCCUUCCGAAGAUUUCAUGAGCCUCCCUCUCGAGGAGAAUAUAUUUGAAUGGCAAUUUGCCAUCAGGGGGCCACAGGACUCCGAAUUUGAGGGAGGAAUCUAUCAUGGAAGAAUCCAACUUCCAUCUGAUUACCCUUUCAAGCCACCUUCAUUUAUGUUGUUGACGCCAAGUGGUCGCUUUGAAACCCAAACCAAGAUAUGUUUAAGCAUUUCAAAUCAUCACCCUGAGCACUGGCAACCAUCUUGGAGUGUUCGGACUGCUUUGGUGGCAUUAAUUGCAUUUAUGCCUACCAACCCAAAUGGUGCACUGGGAUCAUUAGACUAUACAAAAGAAGAGAGGCGAGCUCUGGCAAUUAAAUCUCGUGAAGCUACUCCAAAGUUUGGGUCUCCUGAACGCCAAAAGCUGAUUGAUGAGAUUCAUGAAUAUAUGCUGAGCAAAGCACCCCCCUUUCCUCAAGGCAGACAGGGUUCUGAAGUACAGGCCACCAAUGAAGAGAAUGAAAUUCAGGGGAAUCCUCAAAAUGCUGCAUUGGACGGUACUGAGGAAGAGCUUCCAAAUCCAGUUGUAGAAGACGAGAUUGUUGAAGAAAUUGCUGAAGAAACAAAUGAAACCCUAUCAUAUGCAAAUGUUGUGCAGACUUCACAACCAAUUCCUGCUGUGUCCACAAGUGAACUUAAGUUUUAUAAGCCAGAACCAAGGGUUUCCAAACAAGACCGCUUGUUUACAUUGGCAGCUGUUGGGCUUACCAUUGCCAUAGUUUUUCUUUUGUUGAAGAAGUUCAUGAAAUCUAAUGGCUAUGGAGCAAUUUUCAUGGACAAGUCCUGA